This is a messenger RNA of Carassius gibelio (silver crucian carp), 1694 nucleotides long. Its product is annotated as chemerin-like receptor 1. Lineage: Eukaryota; Metazoa; Chordata; Actinopteri; Cypriniformes; Cyprinidae. The coding region runs from base 108 to 1151 and encodes 347 amino acids. The record is from RefSeq and is a predicted model, not a curated record. Gene Ontology annotation, cellular component: plasma membrane. Gene Ontology annotation, biological process: phospholipase C-activating G protein-coupled receptor signaling pathway; regulation of calcium-mediated signaling; chemotaxis. The transcript is spliced from 2 exons. Gene Ontology annotation, molecular function: G protein-coupled receptor activity; complement receptor activity.
AUGCUGGUUCAUUAUAAAAACAAAAGUGUCACAGUUGUCAGAUGACAAAUGGGAGCUGGUUCGGUAAUGCUGGAGACACUGCUAUUACGUGAGGGACAGAAUUUGCAAUGGAUUCACAUUUAGAUUUGAACUAUAAUUAUACUGAUUAUGAUAACACCACCUCUGUUAAUUUCAAUUCUGAUGAAGCUGUUUACCAUAAUCCCACCACUACAUGUUUUACUGAGGUUAUUUGCCUGUUGUUGCUGGUGAUCAAUGUGAUCAUCUGUCUGCUGGGCCUGGGAGGAAAUGGUGUGGUCAUCUGGAUUGCAGGAUUUGGCAUGAAGAGGUCAGUCAAUACUACCUGGUACCUGAGUCUGGCUGUAUCUGACUUCAUAUUCUGCGCCUGUUUGCCUUUUAACAUCGCCCACAGUGUCACAUCAGACUGGAUUUUCGGCCUCUUCAUGUGCAAGUUUACUUCCUUCGUCAUGUUCCUCAACAUGUUCAGCAGCAUCUUCCUCCUCGUCAUCAUCAGCAUGGAUCGCUGCAUUGUCGUCAUGUUUCCUGUUUGGGCACAGAAUCACCGCACUAUUGGAAAAGCAUCUGUAUUGAUCGUACUCGCGUGGAUUGUCGCUGCAAUAUUAAGUAUCCCGUCUAUCAUAUACCGUGAUGUCCAGAAACACCUAGGUAUAAGCCAAUGCAUUAACAGCUACUCAUCCAGCAAGUACAGCCACACAUUCAUUGCCUUGAGCCGCUUAGUUACUGGAUUUUUCAUCCCUUUCAUCCUCAUCAUUAUUUGUUAUACUGUCAUCAUCCUCAGACUGAAAGCCACUAAGAUGGCAAAGUCCAAAAAACCGUUUAAGAUCAUGACGGCUCUUAUUCUGACCUUCUUCCUGUGCUGGCUGCCGUACCACACGUUUGUGCUAAUUGAACUAAAUGGAACCUUCCACAAAGAGGUCAUUAUUCUCGGAAUGAAAAUUGGCACCACAUUUGCCACCGCAAACAGCUUCCUGAACCCCAUUUUGUAUGUUUUCAUGGGCAAUGACUUCAGGAAGAAGUUCAGGAGCUCCAUUUUAUCAAAGAUUGAGAAUGCCAUUGGAGAAGACGGCCGAACGAUCAGCCGCUACCUGUCUCGCUCCAGCUCAGUGGAUGCAAGGGCGUCCACUCAUAUCUAAAGAAUAAACUGGAAGUAAUAUUUUUUCAGUUAUUUUUUUUUAAGUACGGCUGUCAAUUUAAAGCAUACAUUUUUUGUACAAUUAAUUUUAAACUAAUCUAAAAAAACAAACUGUAAUGUGCCUCCUGACUGUAAAUUCCAUAAUAAGGACACUUAUACAUUGUAAAAAAAAAUAUAUAAAAAAAUAAAAACAAAACUUGUAAAUACAGAAAAAAAAAGUUUAUUGGAUUAUGUUUUACCAAGCACUAUUUCGGUCUUUAAAAUGAAUUUUUUAAUUCAAUGUGUUACUUGCUUUUUCUUUUUAAUUAUUUGUAAAAGUUAAACUUCUGGAUGAAAAUUUGCUUCAACAUUAAUUAUUUUUGAGUGUGAAAUAUCUAAGCUGAAAAGCCCCAAACUUGACUACAAAUAGCCAAAAAGCAAAAGAAAAGUAAAAAAAAAAACAGAAAGUAAAUGUUGCAUUACAUCCAUCUAUAUUUUAUAAAAUAUGUAAUUUUAUAUAUACUGCAUAUAAAUCUUUUUUUAAUAAAUCACAUCCAUUUCUGAA